Molecule: messenger RNA, 2031 nt
Organism: Marmota flaviventris (yellow-bellied marmot)
Lineage: Eukaryota; Metazoa; Chordata; Mammalia; Rodentia; Sciuridae
Gene: Ccn1
Product: cellular communication network factor 1
Biological process (GO): positive regulation of cell differentiation; signal transduction; positive regulation of cell migration
Cellular component (GO): extracellular region
Molecular function (GO): integrin binding; heparin binding
Source: RefSeq, a predicted model, not a curated record
AGACCGCGAGCGAGAGCGCCCCAGAGCAGCGCCCGCGCCCUCAGUGCCUCCUCCGCAAGAACCUCGAGAGAAGGACGCCCGCAGCCAGACGCUCAACGCUUCGGCCCUCGCGUGGUUGCUCACCCGAUCUACAGCGCAGACCCAGCCGCGCCGGGCCUGUCCACUGUGCACCAGUUCGUUGGAGUCCUUGUAGCCGCGAUCGUCCCAGCUCCUCCUGCGCGCCACAAUGAGCUCCCGCACCGCCAGGGCGCUCGCCGUCGCCGUCACCCUUCUCCAUUUGACCAGGCUGGCGCUCUCCACCUGCCCCGCCGCCUGCCAGUGCCCCCUGGAGGUGCCCAAGUGCGCCCCGGGAGUUGGGCUGGUCAGGGACGGCUGUGGCUGCUGCAAGGUCUGCGCCAAGCAGCUCAACGAGGACUGCAGCAAAAUGCAGCCCUGCGACCACACCAAGGGGCUGGAAUGCAAUUUCGGCGCCAGCUCCACCGCUCUGAAGGGGAUCUGCAGAGCUCAGUCAGAGGGCAGACCCUGUGAAUAUAACUCCAGAAUCUAUCAGAACGGGGAAAGCUUCCAGCCCAACUGUAAACAUCAGUGCACUUGUAUAGAUGGCGCAGUGGGCUGCAUUCCUCUGUGUCCCCAAGAACUGUCUCUCCCCAACUUGGGCUGUCCCAAUCCCCGGCUGGUCAAAGUCACCGGACAGUGCUGCGAGGAGUGGGUCUGUGAUGAGGAUGGUGGCAAGGACCCCAUGGAUGACCAGGAUGAUCUCCUCGGCAAGGGACUGGGAUUCGAUGCCUCCGAGGUGGAGUUAACGAGAAACAAUGAAUUAAUUGCAGUUGGAAAAGGAGGCUUGCUGAAGCGGCUCCCUGUCUUUGGCAUGGAACCUCGAAUCCUUUACAACCCUUUGCAUGGCCAGAAAUGUAUUGUUCAAACAACUUCAUGGUCCCAGUGCUCAAAGACCUGUGGAACUGGUAUCUCUACACGAGUUACCAAUGACAACCCUGAAUGCCGCCUGGUGAAAGAAACCCGGAUCUGUGAAGUGCGGCCUUGUGGACAGCCUGUGUACAGCAGCCUGAAAAAGGGCAAGAAAUGCAGCAAGACCAAGAAAGCCCUUGAACCAGUCAGGUAUACUUACGCUGGAUGUUCGAGUGUGAAGAAGUACCGGCCCAAGUACUGUGGCUCUUGUGUGGACGGCCGAUGCUGCACACCUCAGCAGACCAGGACUGUCAAGAUGAGGUUCCGCUGCGAAGAUGGGGAGACGUUUUCCAAGAACGUCAUGAUGAUCCAGUCCUGCAAAUGCAACUACAACUGCCCACAUGCCAACGAGGCAGCAUUUCCCUUCUACAGGCUGUUCAAUGACAUUCACAAAUUUAGGGACUAAAUGCUACCGGGGUUUCCAGUGCCAGGGUGGACAAAGGAGGGAUUGGAGUGUAAGAAUCACGGAGACAUGGGUGGGGGCGGUGUGGGUGAAGGGACUCUUGUAGAAGGGAUGCCUUGCUCGUUCUUGAGUAGCAUUGAGGUAUUUCGAAACUGCCAAGGGGGCUGGUUCAGAUGGACACUAAUGCAGCCGCGAUUGGAGAUUACUUUGCUUCAUAGUAUUGGAGCACAUCUUACUGCUUCAUUUUGGAGCUUGUGGUGUUGAUGACGUUCUGUUUUCUGUUUGUAAAUUAUUUGCUAAGCAUAUUUUUCUCUAGGCUUUUUUUUCCCCCCUUUGGGUUCUACAGUUGUAAUAGAGAUAAUAAGAUUGGUUGGGCAGUGGAAGCCUUCGUUUGUCCUUUGGCAGAAGUAAAUGGGAGGGCCUUCCCUCCCUUCCUGAGGGGGACACUCUAUGAGUGUCCGUUAGAGGCAGCUACCUGCACUCGAAACUGCAAACAGAAAUCAGGUGUUUUAAGACUGAAUGUUUUUAUUUAUCAAAAUGUAGCUUUUGGGGGGGAGGGGAAAUGUAAUACUGGAAUAAUUUGUAAAUGAUUUUAAUUUUAUAUUCAGUGAAAAGAAAUUAUUUAUGGAAUUAAUCAUUUAAUAAAGAAAUAUUUACCUAAU